Molecule: messenger RNA, 2288 nt
Organism: Alnus glutinosa
Lineage: Eukaryota; Viridiplantae; Streptophyta; Magnoliopsida; Fagales; Betulaceae
Product: L-type lectin-domain containing receptor kinase IX.1-like
Exons: 2
Coding region: 124-2091 (655 amino acids)
Biological process (GO): protein phosphorylation
Cellular component (GO): plasma membrane
Molecular function (GO): carbohydrate binding; ATP binding; protein kinase activity
Source: RefSeq, a predicted model, not a curated record
AACCAGACGAACCUUCCUAGCAAUUAAGCAGCAACUACUUUAUAUAUGUCGUGUUUGAUUCACAUUUAAUUUCUUCACAUCAAUAUUUUUAGCGUCCCUUCAAACCUCCAAAACUGCCAUUGCAUGCAUUCCCUUCCCAUUCCCAAUAUGGAUCUCAGAAACCUUACAACUCUUUGGUUUCUCUCACUGGUUCCUUGUUGCUUACUCUUCCAUCUUCCUUUACAUCAUGCUCUAUCAUUCAAGUACCCUAAUUUUACCGAUAGCAGCAGGCUGAUAUUGAAUGGCACUGCCGCCAUCCAAAAUGGAGCUCUAUCCCUCACCGGUAACAACCCCAAUGAAGAUUUCGCAGCCGGCCGAGCUGUAUAUAUUGAACAGCUUCAUCUUUAUGACCCGAUUACAGGUAAUUCCACGGACUUCACUACUAAAUUUUCAUUUAAAAUAUCAACUGUUCAGUUACCAGGUCAAGAUGGGCUCGCUUUUUUCCUUGCACCCAAUGGUUCUCUCCUCCCGGAUUAUGCUUCCGGAGGAUGCCUUGCCCUUUUUAGCCAGUGUGACAAUUUCAUCAUCUCAAGAAAAGAAUUAGUUGCUGUCGAGUUCGACACCUAUAAGAAUACAUGGGAUGAAAGCGAUGAACAUGUCGGUAUCAACAUCAAUUCCAUCAAAUCAAAUUCGACACAAACUUUGAGCCGAAGUAUGAAAGAUGGAACAAGAGUGGAUGCAAUAAUCCGUUACAAUUCUAAAGCCAAUGAUUUAAGCGUAUACUGGUCUUUCCCCGACGACCCAUUUGUCAGCCUUCCAUUUCAUAUUAACCUGACAACAUAUUUGCCUGAAUGGGUAUCCAUUGGCUUUGCGGCGGGAUCAAACUAUGACUUUGAGACGCAUGAAAUCCUUUCAUGGGAAUUUACAACGGAGUUAUUACCAGCUCCAGAGACUCCGGACAGUCCUAGUGCUGGAUUAAUUGUCGCUUGUGUAAUUGGUGGGUUACUUUUAGCCUGUGGAAUAGUUUUGGUGUUGGUGUUCGUUUGGAGAAAAAGGACUAAAGGAAAGGGAAAAGAGGGUGUAAAGAAUGUUGAUCCCAUGGAACGAGAGAUUGAACAUACAGGACCUAAGAGGUUCUCUUAUGAUGAGCUUGUUCGUGCCACAAACGACUUUGCAGAAGAAGGCAAACUUGGUGAAGGAGGUUUUGGAGGUGUUUACAAAGGUUUCUUGAGUGAUCUGCAGCAGUUUGUCGCAGUGAAAAAGGUUUCUAGACCGUCUGAUCAGGGAAAGAAGGCGUACACAACAGAGAUAAAAAUCAUUAGUGUAUUGAGACAUAAAAACAUGGUACAACUCAUUGGUUGGUGCCAUGAAAAGGGUGCUCUUCUUCUUGUCUAUGAGUUCAUGCCUAAUGGUAGCCUUGAUUUUCACCUUUUUGGAGGUAGAACCCUUCUUAAUUGGGAAGUUAGGUAUAAGAUAGCCCUUGGUCUUGCCUCUGCAUUGCUUUAUCUGCACGAAGAAUCUGGACAAUAUGUGGUGCAUAGGGAUAUCAAAUCCAGCAACAUAAUGUUGGAUUCAGAUUUCAAUGCCAAGCUUGGGGACUUUGGUCUAGCGAGGCUGAUGGAUGGAGAGGCUGGCGUGAAAACAACAGGGCUAGCUGGAACAUGGGGUUACAUAGCACCAGAAUAUGCAAGCACCGGCAAGGCCACCAAGGAAUCAGACGUCUUCGGCUUCGGUGUAGUGGUGCUGGAAAUAGCAUGCGGAAAAAGAUCGACGGAAGCCAAAUACGAGGGGCCACACGUUCCAAUUGCUGGCUGGGUUUGGGAGGCAUAUGGAAAUGAAAGGCUUCAUGAAGCAGUUGACAGUAAAUUGUUGGAGUUUGACAUGAAACAGGUGGAGUGUAUGAUGAUUGUUGGACUCUGGUGCGCCCACCCGGAUCAGAGUUUGAGGCCAUCCAUAAGGCAAGCCUUACAAGUUCUCAAUUUUGAUGCACCAUUGCCAAAUCUUCCCAAGAAGAUGCCUGUUGCCAACUACAAUGUACCUGUCGACGUCCGUCUAGAAAGCACGGAUUCGGCGUCCACGAUGUCUUUGUCAUCCAUUAACAUCGGCCGUUAAAGUAGUCUGCAAACUCAUUUUAUCAGUUGGCCGGAUGUCUCUUUUUCAUGGUUGUAUGUUAAAAUCAUGCUCUGGUCUCGACUUUUAGAUUAUAUGUUUCCGUGUAAUAAUGUCGGCACAAGUAUGCAUGAUACCAUUGGAUUUUGUCUCCCAAAAUUCUUCUUUCGAGCGUUUUGAUAUGUAUAUUUUAUUAUUGA